UCCUGACUUGUGCAGACAUUUACUUGGGGUUAGUCCCUCCUGCCUGACUAGCGGGGAUGGAAACCGGCACUUGAGCUAAGGAGUGAAAACCAGACUUUGUUCCUCUUCCCUCUUCUCAAUUAUAAAUCAUGAAGGAUGAAGAUAAAACAGUUGAAUGUGAGGAUGCAGGACCAUCCACAGAGCUGAACCAUACAGACACUACUUGUCAAGAAUCACAGGAGGAGGCAGUUAUGAACCUCAAAGGAAAUGAACCAACAGAAGGAAGCAUUCUGUUGAAUAGUGGUGAAAAAAAGCUGCAAGAAACACCAACUGAGUCAAGUAAUUUACAAAUGCUGAGAGAAAUAUUGGCUUGCCCUCCACAUGGUUUACUUGACAAAGUCAUAACAAAUGUUAUCAUCAUCGUUCUUCUGUGGGCCGUAGUCUGGUCAAUUACUGGCAGUGAAUGCCUUCCUGGAGGAAACCUAUUUGGAAUUAUCAUCCUAUUCUAUUGUGCUGUCAUUGGAGGUAAACUUUUUGGGCUCAUCAAGUUACCCACACUGCCACCACUGCCCCCUCUUCUUGGCAUGCUGCUUGCUGGGUUUCUCAUCAGAAAUAUCCCAGUGAUCAGUGAUAAUGUGCAGAUCAACCACAAGUGGUCUUCCUCUUUGAGAAGCAUAGCCCUCUCUAUCAUAUUGGUUCGUGCUGGCCUUGGUCUGGAUUCAAAGGCCCUGAAGAAAUUGAAGGGUGUUUGUGUAAGACUCUCGCUGGGUCCCUGUCUAGUGGAGGCUUGUGCAGCUGCUGUUCUUUCCCACUUCCUGAUGGGCUUGCCAUGGCAAUGGGGAUUCAUACUGGGUUUUGUUCUAGGAGCCGUAUCACCAGCUGUCGUGGUGCCUUCCAUGCUGCUUUUGCAGGGAGGAGGCUAUGGCGUUGAAAAGGGAGUCCCGACCUUGCUCAUGGCUGCUGGCAGCUUCGAUGACAUUCUAGCCAUCACUGGAUUCAACACGUGCUUAGGCAUGGCCUUUUCCACAGGGUCUACGGUAUUUAAUGUCCUCAGAGGAGUUUUGGAAGUGGUAAUUGGUGUGUCAGCUGGAUGUCUUCUUGGAUUUUUUAUUCAAUACUUUCCAAGCAGUGACCAGGUCAACCUUGUGUGGAAGAGAGCAUUCCUUGUUCUGGGCUUCGCUGUGUUUGCUGUGUUCAGCAGCGUGUAUUUUGGUUUCCCUGGAUCGGGAGGGUUGUGCACACUGGUCAUGGCCUUCCUAGCAGGGAUAAAAUGGGCCAACAAGAAGGAAGAUGUUGAAACGAUUGUGGCCGUUGCCUGGGAUAUUUUUCAGCCCCUUCUUUUUGGACUGAUUGGAGCAGAAGUAUCCAUUGCAUCUCUCAAGCCAGAAACUGUUGGAUUUUGUGUUGCCACCCUGGGCAUUGCAGUAUUGAUACGAAUUCUGGCUACAUAUCUGAUGGUGUGUUUUGCUGGUUUUAACAUAAAAGAAAAGAUAUUUAUUUCCUUUGCAUGGCUUCCGAAGGCCACAGUCCAGGCUGCAAUAGGAUCUGUGGCUUUGGACACAGCAAGAUCACAUGGAGACAAACAAUUAGAAGAUUAUGGAAUGGAUGUGUUGACAGUGGCAUUUUUGGCCAUCCUCAUCACAGCCCCAAUUGGAAGUCUACUUAUUGGUUUGCUGGGCCCUAGACUUCUUCAGAAACUUGAACAUCAAAAUAAAGAUGACGAUGAAGGAGAAGCUUCUACACAAGCUUAGAGGUGAAAAGAGAAUGCCAAACAUAAUGAUUAGAAAACAGCUGCCAGAGACUGCUCUUAUCAACUGAAUAUUGAAAUAUGUAAUAAUGUUCAAGCUUAAAAUGUAAUAAAACCAAAGGAUACUAUUUCUUGAAACAUUUUUAGUGCUUCCUCUUACUAUGUGAGUGUUAAUGUUCUGCAUCUCCAAGCCUCCGUCAUCUACCUCCAAUCCCUCUACCUUCAGUCUGUCACUUUGUUUUUUUAAUACUACUUCACUAUUUGUCUUGAUUUCUAAGGAUAUAUUACAUCUAUGUUCACAUACUAUCACAAUUUAAAAUUAACCUUGGAAAAACCAAGUGCAGCAUCCUCUUCAGUUAGCUGGGUUCAUGAUUUAUGGUCACAUGGGCUCUCAUGCCUAGAAUUGUUUAUGACUAUUCAUCUUUUUUUUAAACAACAUAAUGUAGUCCUUCAUCAAUUUCUGUACUCACUUUCCCUGUGAAUAUGCCUCUUCUCCAUUUCUACCUUACCUUCUUUCUGUGAAUUAUAAUUGGUUCCACCAAAAUUUUAAAGAACAUGAAGUAUUUUAAUUGGUUCUUGCUAUUGCCCUGUCUAGAUGUCAGAAAACCUUAUCCUUGCGCUGGUGUUGUGGUAUAGCAACUAAAGCCACCUGCAAUGCCUGCAUCCCAGAUGGGCAGUGAUUCAUGUCCCAACUGCUCCACUUCCAAUCCAGCUCUCUACUAAUGUGUCUGGGAAAGCGGUGGAAGAUGGCCUAAGUAUUUAGGGCCCUGCAACCCAAGUGGGAGACUCAGAUGAUGUUUCUGGAUUCUAUCAAUCCCAACUCUGCCCACUGAGGCCAUUUGGGGAAUGAACCAGUAGAAAGAAGCUCUCUCUCCCUCUCUCUCUCUGUAACUCUGCCUUUCAAAUAAGUAAAUCAGUCUUAAAAAAAAAAAAAAAAAAAAA
Molecule: messenger RNA, 2668 nt
Organism: Lepus europaeus (European hare)
Lineage: Eukaryota; Metazoa; Chordata; Mammalia; Lagomorpha; Leporidae
Gene: SLC9B2
Product: solute carrier family 9 member B2
Exons: 12
Coding region: 129-1730 (533 amino acids)
Biological process (GO): proton transmembrane transport
Cellular component (GO): membrane
Molecular function (GO): antiporter activity
Source: RefSeq, a predicted model, not a curated record